AUGUAUAGCAAAUUCUCAAUCGUUCAAUUUACAACACUCAGCUAUAUUCAGCCAUCACAUCAGGACAGCAACUGCCUGUGUAUGGAUGUUUCUUCUUCAAACAAUUCAGCUAAAAAUCCACUCUCCAUUGGUCAUAAUCAUGUUGAACUGAUGCCAAAGAAGAGAGGAAGACCUAUUAAGAAUGAACCAAAAUCCAACACCCAAAUGGUAAUUACCUCAACAGAAAGUUUGUUAUGUCGGUCAAUGAGCAAUCGUCAAACAAAUGUUACAAAGAGACAACACAGAGACAGUACAUGUUGGGAGAGAAGAGUGAAACCAAAACCUGCAACAGUUACAUCUCCUUCAUCAUCAAUGGAUAUGCAUACAUGUAUUAGCAAUACUCCUUCAAUGCUCAAUAGCCAUACAUAUAAUUACUCACAACCAGCAACAAGUAUUCAUGUUGAAAGCGAGGAGUUGCCUGCUUCUCCACAUGGAACUGUGCAAAUCUCCAAGAAGAGAAUAAUAAGAAGUUCGAUAUCAAUUAAGGAAUUGCUUAAUUAA
Naegleria gruberi is the source of this 540-nucleotide messenger RNA. RefSeq lists its product as uncharacterized. Lineage: Eukaryota; Heterolobosea; Eutetramitea; Acrasida; Naegleriidae. The record is from RefSeq and is a predicted model, not a curated record. The transcript has a single exon. Bases 1 to 540 code for a protein of 179 amino acids.